This is a messenger RNA of Cryptomeria japonica (Japanese cedar), 1326 nucleotides long. RefSeq lists its product as uncharacterized. The transcript has 2 exons. The coding region runs from base 640 to 1122 and encodes 160 amino acids. The record is from RefSeq and is a predicted model, not a curated record. NCBI's taxonomy places the organism in Eukaryota, Viridiplantae, Streptophyta, Pinopsida, Cupressales, Cupressaceae.
AUCGAUCAUUCAUACUCUUCCAUGACUUAUAGUUUUGAAGUGAUCAUGUCUUUAUUGUAAUACAUGUCAACACUUGUAGGUGGGUCUCAUCUAAAGAGAUACAUCCAGAUGACUUGAAGUAUUGGAAGAGGAAUGUUUCACUUUUGAUGUGUGAUAUUCAAAUGUGCUUCCCUCCAAGCUUUUUUAAUUCUCAAGAGCACUACCUUGGACACCUGGUAGAAGAGAUUGAAUAGUGUGGUCCUAUUCAUAUUCGAACAAUGUGGCUUGUGGAGAGAUAUAUGAAGGUUUAAAACAAUUUGUUAGGCAAAAGGCUCGACUGGAAGGGUCCAUGGUUGAGGGGUACAUGGUUUUCCAAGCGAUGGUUCAUUUGAGUGAGUACUUACCUCAAUUGCAUCUUGAAGCUCCACGAUUAUGGAAUUAUAACCAACCUCAAUCAUUUGAGGGAGAAAAAUAAGAGGGUCAAGGGACUUCAAAGAGGAUAAAAGGUAUACAAAAAAGUUGGAAGUAGGUGUUUUUAUCUUAAAUUUUAGAAUACAUGGCUUUAAAUAAUUAUUAAAUCGUUGAACAAUUAUAUUUGUCAUUGUAUAUGCUAAGGAGUGGGAAGCAAUACAUUUGUAUGUUACAUACAAUUCUGACUUUAUGUUGGAAUGGAUGGAGAAGUACACUCAACAAAAGAAAUUAGAGGAUGAAAAGGCAUGGGCCAAUAUAUAUAAUAUACAUGGUCAAAACACUACUCGAGGAUUGCCUACAAGCCAUAAAAGAAAAUGGCCAGAGAGAUGCUCGUGGAAUUGGCUAAAGACCAAUAUUGAACACGAGGCAACAAAAGGGAGGAAUAGAGUGACACAACAACAACUGAAUUUCAUGAAAGGAUCUAUAAAUGGGGAGGUAACAUAUUACAAAGGAAUGUGGAAUUUUGGUCAUCACUUUCGCAUAAAAAAGGUUGAUGAAAAGAGACAAACUUAUGAUUGUGGAGUUUCAGCAUCAUUUGAGGUGGAAUGUCGUUCAGAUGCAAAUGAUAGGCAACCAAUCAGAAGCACACUUCGCUAUUAUGGAGUGUUGGAGGAUAUUAUAGAGCUUGAUUUUAUGUCUUUCAAAAAAGUUAUUUUUCAUGUUGAAUGGUAAAAGCUUAUCAAAGUUGGUGAAGAAAAAACUAUCUUUAUGCACAACAAUGGAUUCCAUAUGAUCAAUACAUCUAGGUUUGAAGCCACUUCUGAACCUUAUGUGUUUCCAAAUCAAUGUGACCAAAUAUUUCUGAUUCCAAAUUUAGAACAACCUGGUUGGUCAUUUGUUAUUGAGUAUGAUCCAAGAGGACGAAGAGUAACAUAU